Funneliformis caledonium is the source of this 867-nucleotide messenger RNA. The record is from the annotation of a GenBank genome assembly. NCBI's taxonomy places the organism in Eukaryota, Fungi, Glomeromycota, Glomeromycetes, Glomerales, Glomeraceae.
AUGAGUGAAAAAACUAGUAUCAUCCUUUUUGGACCAACUGGGCAAGGAAAAUCCUCAAUUGCUAACAUGUUGAUACAAGGUGACAUUAGUCAUAAAGAAAAUAAAUUCGUAGUUAAUUAUGGUGUUGUUGAUGCGAGUGUUUCGAUACAAUGCAAUGAUACUAUGGAUAGCGUGAGUACUUAUAUAGAGCGUAAAACUAAUGAUGAAUUUAUAGUUUACGAUACGAUAAGAGUAGAUGAAGUUUGUUCUGGAAAGGUUUCGCAUAAGAAGACUGUCAAAGAGAUAAGAGAUUAUUUUAUUACUCGUCAGUUUCCGCUCAACUAUAUAGCUUUCGUUAAAAAGAAAGGCAGAUUUACCGAAGAAGAUCUUAAAAUGUUCAACUUAUUUAAAGAGAUCUUUGAGGGAAACGAGAAAAAUUUCAUCAUCAUUAUUACUAAUAGUAGUCAGAAAUGGGUCGAACAGAACUCGGAAUCAUUAAAAAAGAAUUUUAGAGAAGAUUAUCCGAUUAUUCCAGUAGAUUUUCCUUGUAGUGAAGAAGAAGAUGAUGAUGCUGUCAUUCAGCGAAAUAAAAUAGUAGAAAGUCAGAGUCUGCAAAAUUUAACAUAUAAGCUUUCUGAAUUAAAAUACAAGGACACUAAACUUCAGGAUCGUAGCCCGAACCAGACGACCGAGAACAACAUAGCUCGAGUCACUUACAUCAUGCCAGUAGCUGGAACGGCAUACCAACUGAUUUCUUCUGGUAUUUAUUAUGGGAUAGGAAAGACAAAAUUGGCAAAAGAACGACUUAAUAAUGGAAUUAUCAGGGGUUUUUUCGAUAUUGUGAUGUUUUUGUUCUUGCGGCAUUUAAGGCGUUUAGUGCAUUUAUAG